Molecule: messenger RNA, 1050 nt
Organism: Microthlaspi erraticum
Lineage: Eukaryota; Viridiplantae; Streptophyta; Magnoliopsida; Brassicales; Brassicaceae
Source: the annotation of a GenBank genome assembly
AUGAGGGAUGAGUUUGACGGAGGGAACAAAUUAAGGCAGGAAAGCGCAAAGAGUCUAGAGAUCACAUCCAUAUCUCGGAUGAGGAGGAGGAACGACCCUAUGGCCUCAAGAAGGAUGGCCGAUGAGCAAGCCAAUGCUUACUACAACAGUGGCCAUUCCUCUCAAGGAAGUCGGCGCCGCUCUAGAAGGCAUCGCGAUGAUCCAGACCGCUUGGUCGAAAAUCUUGGAGGAUACAAGAUCCGGAUUCCCCCUUUCCAUGGCAACAACAAUCCUGAUGAGUACAUGGACUGGGAGAAGAAGUGUGAGUUCAACUUCAACUUACACAACAUAUCCAACAUCAACAGAGUCAAACUGGCGGUCUCUGAGUUCAAUGACUAUGCCCUAAGGUGGUGGGAACAAGUCGUGACCGCAAGAGAGAUUGGUGGAGCUCUUGAGGUCUCUACCUGGGAAGAGAUGAAAAGGAUCAUGAGGCAGAGAGAAGCCACUAUGUCCGGUUCCUUGGAGGGCUCAACCGCGAGAUCCAAGAUUGUGGAGAUGCAAAACUGUGUGGGCUUAGAGUCUAUGCUCCACAAGGCCGUCCUUGCUGAGCAACAGCUCAAGAGAAAGACACCCUCACGCUAUGGAGCUGAUCAGCGCAGGCCGAUGUAUCCAAGAGACUCCAAACCGGCUUCACACCAAAGUCUGAGCCAAGAGGACCUCUUACAGUCAAGACAAGGACAAGAGCAAAACCAGUUCAACUCUGGCCCUAGAGCUCGCGAGCUUAAGUGCUUCAAGUGUCAAGGCUUUGGACACUAUGCCUAUGAAUGCCGCAACAAGAAGAUGAUGAUCAUAAGAGACAAUGGAGAAGUGGAGUCUGAAGAGGAGAUCAUUGUCUAUAAGCCAGAGCAAGAGCCAAGCCAGAAGAGUAUGAGGCCGUUCCUGUCAUGGGAAAGCUCUGGUGGCCAGAAGGAUCUUAAGCGCUCAAGUCCAAACCCCAAAGGAAGCCCAGAGAGAGAAUCUCUUCCAUUCACGCUGUCUUGUCCAGGAGAAGGUGUGCAGUCUCAUUAUUGA